AGGAUUUAGGGCAAAUAAAUCAUCCAUCAUCAUUCAUCUCUCUGUCGUAGAAAUCGAACCAUUUGGACUCAAUGACGACGGCGCCAUCGAAUGCCACCACGAUUCAGACAGACGACCAUCCUGCAAAGACCCUAGACCCGCUUCCUGCCGAAGGAGUCUCCAGCGACAAAUCGCCAGCUUCCUCCAUCGAAAAGAAAGACGCUGAUUCCGGAGAAACCAAGUUGAAAACUCAAGAUCCGGUGACGGUGACGCCCGACAAUAGUAAUAGCAACAACGGUGAAAACGGUGCUUCUGUUAACGAUACUCAGAGGAAGAUUCGCCGUGCGGAGCGGUUUGGUAUGCCGGUUCAGCUGUCUGAAGAAGAAAAACGAAAUUCUCGUGCAGAGAGGUUUGGUACUGCACCUGGCUCACAAGGAUCGGAUACCACAAAGAAAGCUGAGGAGCUUAAAAGGAAGGCUAGAGCGGAGAGAUUUGGGAUCACACAAUCGACACCUACAGAGGAAGAUGAUAAGAAGAAGGCUAGACUUUCUAGGUUUGGAUCAGCUUCAGGUGCUACUGAUCCUCUGGAAGAACAGAAAAAGAAAGCAAGGGCCCUAAGGUUUUCAGGAACACAGACGAAUGGCAAUGGAAAAAUUGAACAGAAGGCGACCAUUGCUGGCAAGGCAGGUGGAGAGGCUUGAGGGCCUGCAUUUUGUCUUUUGCAGUCAGAAUUAGUAAUCUUUUGAUCAAGAACAACUCGUAAAGAUACCCAUGACAUGAACCUUUGUUUAUUUUGGAGUUAGAUGGUGCUUCCUUUCAUAUCAGGUGCAGUAAGUAUGAUAAAGCUGGUGUGCCCCGACUUAAUUGAUAGCAAUCUCCUUGGUGUCACCCAAAACUUAAUGAACUGAUAAGGAUAUAAAAAAGUGUUAUAGUUAUGAAAUGGUGAAUUCGUGUUAGAUUGUAGGGACAUGAUAUAACAAGAACUAACUAGUACCUAAGUUGUCUUUGAUUUUUAUUUUUAGUUAUCAUCCAGGCAAUGCUCACUUUUCUAUGUCAUUUCAAUAAAAAAACCGGUAAAUGGCAGUCUAGCAUCAUCAAGUCCAUGAUUUUUGGUGAAAUAUCUCGAAAUGUUUUGCUUACAUCUUCAACAAUGGUGUGGUGCAGUUAAAAACGUAUAUUGAGGAAUCGUUUGGUACAUCUUCAGGUAAAGGUAAAUUUAUAUCAUUUUGUGUAUACCAAGAAUCAUGGAUGAGGUGAUGUUAGGAUGUGGAAUUUACUUACUAGUACAACUUGGAGAAAUAUGUUUUAUGUUGGUCGGAAUCGUUUAUCUAAUAGGAUUGUGAUACUGUAUAAGAAGGGUAGAUGAUGAAGUGAUUGAUUACUUGCAAAAGGGUCCUUUAUGUCGAAUGAAUGUAAGUUUGGGUGGUCGGAGAUUGUUAUUAGUUUUGUUU
This is a messenger RNA of Cynara cardunculus var. scolymus (artichoke), 1430 nucleotides long. RefSeq names its product protein MODIFIER OF SNC1 11. The record is from RefSeq and is a predicted model, not a curated record. Gene Ontology annotation, biological process: poly(A)+ mRNA export from nucleus. Bases 72 to 680 code for a protein of 202 amino acids. The transcript is spliced from 6 exons. Gene Ontology annotation, cellular component: nucleus. NCBI's taxonomy places the organism in Eukaryota, Viridiplantae, Streptophyta, Magnoliopsida, Asterales, Asteraceae.